AGUACACAGUAAUAUCACCGUUCUGGGGCGCUAUUCAGUGUAAACGCCUGUCAAUACUAAGAGGAAUAGUACGACACUCCGUCGAAGCAUGCCGAGACGCAAACAAGAUCGGCCGAAGAGGAUGAAAUGGGAAGAUGGAGAUGGCGGGAAAAUGGAGGUAGCUGGAGAUGAUAGUUCCUCCUCCGGAUGUGAUGUAGCUGAAGGGCACGACACUGACGAGGAUCUCAUCAAACAAACAGUCAUAGGGAGCCAGUCCACGCACACCACUGACGUCACUCUUCCUCCCAUACAGGCAGGCCGGAACACUCCUAAUGAGCUUAGUCAUAGCGAAACCAAUAUUGGUGCACACUCGUCCACAAUAAGAAAUCUAGAUUGCACUCCGCCAUUGACUAGUGACGGAAUCUCUUUGGAGACUGAGCCAAUGGCAGAAGACGGACCGAUUGACUUUAGUCUCCGAAAUCAUAACCAAUAUCAUACUUUACCUUCAAAUUUAUCUCCUGGCCUCCCAAUCAAUGGAGUUUCCUCUGGGUCACAGAAUGAACCCCUUGAUCUCUCCGUCCCUAAUAGGAGAAAGAGCACAGAAAACUGUGUAAGAGAAAUUAAAUUGGCUCGUGUAGAAACUCUCUCCCCAGUAUCCCCUUCAGCGUGGAGUUACUCGCCGAGGAGAACAUCUUCAGAAGUUAUAACUUGGAAUGGAAAGAUGUCAUCUUUAGAAAGUUCAAAAAAUUUAGGAAUUAGUUCUGCAACAUCUUACAGUCAACUAUCCAAUUCUUUGCAACAAAAAACAACUGCUCAAAACCAGUUACUUAGUUCGAGCCUCGUUACUUCCAAUAUGGUUACUGCUCUUGACAAAAUGAAUACGUUGUCUCACACAGUAACCAAAACGCAAGGGUACAGAACAGGAAGUAGGCAGAAUCCCUGGCAGAACCAGUGGAUUAAUAAAAGUGGGGAACAAGCAAAAGACGUCUUCACUUGUGUUUGGUGUAAGGAAUCUUUCAAAAGUCUGGCUGAUAUGACAAUCCAUAUGCAGCAGAGUCCUAAGUGUGGUAUGGCAGGGAUGCAAUCAUCUGUUCCAUCAUCGUCCACGAACACCAACGUCCUUUCAGAGUCUUCACCUUCAGUUUCCAAAUGCUCAACAUCUAACAGUGGCAGUAACAUGUUAAUGAAAGAAAGUGUACCACUUCCACGAAAACUGGUAAGAGGACAAGAUGUUUGGUUAGGUAAAGGAGCGGAACAAACUCGUCAGAUUUUGAAGUGUAUGUGGUGUGGACAGUCUUUCAAGACAUUGGCAGAUAUGACCAAUCAUAUGCGCGUUACUCAGCACUAUAAUAAUAUCAUUAGUCAAGAACAAAUCAUAUCCUGGAAAGUACCAGUUGAUAAGAUGACUUCACAGUCACAGAUAAAUGCCGUCUUGACUUGUAAAGUUUGCAACCAGGUGUUUGGUAGUCUUAAAGAACUCAGUUAUCAUAUGAUGAAGAAUGCUCAUUACAAGGAACAUAUCUUACGUUCCAUCACUGAAAGUGGUGGAAGACGCAGGCAAACUAGAGAGAGAAGGAAAAAAUCCUUACCUGUUAGAAAACUUCUUGAGUUAGAAAGAAUGGAAAUGAGUAAAUUAAGUGUAUCAAAAGAACGAACUGAGCGAUCCAUGUCCAAAAGUGAAAACGUUGGUGGCAAGAUUACGUGUGAAGAAUGUGCUGAGAAAGUAGAAGCCAAAGAUUUUGUAACACAUAUAAAAAAUUGUACUCAGAACCCCAAAUCUCAAUAUAUUCUGAAAAAUACUCUUAUUGCAGAGUCGUUUGAGAAUGGUAUGCAAAAAGAAUCCAAAUCGGAAUGUGUUGUAAAAACUGAGCCAGAUGAAGGUACACCUAAAGCUAGAAAGUCAAAAGUAACUGAAUCGCCAACAUCUGAAAAGUCUAGACAAGAAUUUUCUAAAGAACGAGCUCUUGAAGUUCCCUCAACUGACGGAAUGGAUAAAGGAAAUGAGGCUACAUCCGUUUUAAGUGCAAUUGAGAAACUGAUAGAAAAAAGUUUCGAAAAUAGAAGUAAAAGUGGCAAAAAUGGUUCUACAGGAAUUUUGCAAAGAUUGGGCAUUGAUGAGGAAGUCUAUCCUCCAUGGCAUCCUCCCGGAAAAAAUGAACACAGCUCGACAACUAAGGCUCGAGCGUCAACCAUGGGAAGUUCUUCAACUGGUUAUACAGUCAAGAAUAUGAUUAACAUAAAAGAUGGUUGUCUCAGAUCGCAGUGUAUUCCUGGUUUUAACGUUAUAAAUAAUAACUUGCGAAAAAAUAGGCUUUCGGUAAACAAAGAAAAGGGAUUUUUUGAUAAACAAUCUGAGCUUCCCCCUUCCGCUAACAGAGAACACACAUCUCCCCAGUCUUUUACAACCGAAACUAAAAUUGAUUCAAAUGUAGCAAACGUCCCCAAAUUAGGAUCAACGCCUUUUCAUGAAUCAUUAGAAGAAGAUGUUCCAGACGAUUUAAGUCGUUGUUGCUCUACGAGAGGACAAACUGAAAGUCCUCUGGGUUCUGUGAGAUCAAAAAGUCCUAUUACCGAUCAUGCUGAAGAUUCUUUUGAGGCUUACUCUGAAGUAGAGGAAUCAAAUGGUGAAUAUAGUGGUCAUGAAAUGGUUGAAGAAUUGUGUGAUGAAGGCCGUUUUCGGUGCCAAAUUGGCACUGCCACCUGCUCAAGAGAAGCCGAGUCACCAGAUGAUUCACUUGAAGACAAGGGCAAAUUAAGUCCUUCUUCUUUAAGCAAUUCAUCAAAACUGUCUUUGACAGAUCUUAAUCAUGAAACAGAAAAAAGUCACACACAGAAUUCCGAAGAUGCUGAAAAGCCAACUGCAGGUCACCCCCUUCGAGAACUUCAAAAAUUGUUGGAUAAAACAGACGUUAAGGUUUCACGUUCCAGUGUCCAGACGCCACCAGGAUCCAUUUUGGCUUUUAGUUGGGCAUGCAGUGACGCCACAACAUCAGACUCCUUAAUGAAGUGUGCCUUUUGUGACACUCAUUUCAUUUCUAAAGGUGCUUACAGACACCAUUUAAGUAAAAUGCACUUUGUGAAAGAGUCAAAUAUCCUCGACAAUUCCACUUUGAAAGCUUCUUCGCCCUCUGGUGGAAAAUUAGCAAAUGAACCUAAUUCAGUGACGAAAGAAUCGCCACCACUUACAGGAAUAGCUGCGGAAGAAAGUCCUCAUUCGAAGUUCUUAAAAUACACUGAACUAGCUAAACAGUUAUCUAGUAAAUAUGUGUGACGUGAAGGCUUGUCAUUCCUCCUGUAAAUAGAACCAUGUUCAAAAAUAUUUAAAUUAUAUAAAUACGUAAUGUAAACGUUUGGGGGUUUUCCAGUUCCUUGAAACUGCUAAUAUGGUAGUAUUUCGUUAAAUCGUCUUUUGGACAUAUAUUUAUGAUGAUAUGCUUUUCAAACCUCUCUUAUUCUUUGUUCUCUUUAUUCUUUUAUAAAAUAUGUACAAAAACUAACUCAAUUUAAGCUUCACUAAAGUUUCUUGGGAAGUACACUCAAACUUUUCUAAUUUUUUUUUGUAAAUUUAUGGAGCUAUGUUGCCGAUAUUUUUCUGAUAAAAGCAUUUUCAAGGGGUAUUUUACGUAUUUUGAUUUUAGAAAAAGAGAUAUUGUUUUAUAAGUCGGUGAAUUAGUUGUUAAGGCAAAAACAUUUAGAAACCUAAAUUGAGCGAUGGUGUUAAUAAUAACAAGUUGAUUGUUGGUAGUUUUCUGCAAUACGUUGUUGAAGCGAAACUUAACAAAUGUUUGAGGAAUUUUCCAAAAUAAAUUUUUACUUGAACUCAGGUGUACUGAAUAUAGUGUUAAAAGUAAUUCAGUAUUGUAUUCAGUGUGUAUGAGAAUUUAAACAAUUGUUUGAAGCCUUAAAGAAGGUUCCAUUUUUAGUUGACAUGUUACGCAUAUUCAGAAGUCAAUUAUAUCGGCUUCUCAGGAAAUUCAAACAGGCUCAAUUACUGUGAAUAGAUGUAAUUUCUUCCCAUCAAGCCAAAUACUGUGCCUUUCUUUACCCUUAUGGUUAAUCAGUGGAAAUUAGCAUAACUUCCAUAAUAAUAAUAAUAAUAAAAAUAUAACAAAUAAAAUAUAAAUUUAUUUCUUUUUCACCUUCUUUAUAAAUUGUGAAGAACAAAGGCUGAAAGUAUGCAUGUUAAUUUCUGAAUAAACGAAUCUGGUAUUCAAUAUUAAAAUAUUUAUGUUAAAUAACAGUUGUUACUAGUCAACAGAGGUUUUAUUCGUAAACUUUAUCAUGUUUCAUUUAUUUUGGAUUGCUCUUAAACACAUUUGCAACUUAUGUUGUUAUUGUUUUGAAAGUCCAAACAGUUCUUGUCAAAUUUUACGUAGUUUGUUGAGAGUUGUCAAAAUUGUCAGCCACUUAGUAACAAGUACAAUAUCGCACGUACUGUAAAAUAGAAUAAGUACUUACUCCUACUGAAUCAUGUCAGAAAACCGUGUGACGUCAGUGAUGCAUAUUGUUUCAUCAUAUAUUAGUUUCUGUAUUGUAAGAGAUAAAAGCUUUAGAACCAGUCCAUCAAAAUAUAUACCAGUAGGUCGAAUGUUAAAGCUACCGUUGUGUUUUACCCACUUGCUGAAGGAAAAAGAAUUUCGUCUAUUGAUUACUGCUUUUCUAUACAGAUACAAGCAUUCUUGCCUGUAUGAUAAUAAACAAUAAAUAUAAGGAUAGGUAAAGAAAAUAAGGAAGAUUUUGUUUUCAUAAUAUUGAAUAGCAAAUGUAUGUUCAGGUGCCGCGUCGGAAUUUAAAAAUUUUCGAAUUUUCCAGAUUGUUCGACGUUAGAAUCAGAAAUUAACAUAGGUUUUCAAUUUUAUAUAUUUUGUUUGUUUGUUGUUUUUUAAUAUUAUGUAAGUUCUGAUAAAUUCGCAUUUUGUGUCUAGGGUUCCUUCAUUCCUAAUAACCAUAUCUA
Molecule: messenger RNA, 4933 nt
Organism: Limulus polyphemus (Atlantic horseshoe crab)
Lineage: Eukaryota; Metazoa; Arthropoda; Merostomata; Xiphosura; Limulidae
Product: protein tiptop-like
Exons: 2
Coding region: 89-3250 (1053 amino acids)
Biological process (GO): regulation of transcription by RNA polymerase II
Cellular component (GO): nucleus
Molecular function (GO): DNA-binding transcription factor activity, RNA polymerase II-specific; DNA binding
Source: RefSeq, a predicted model, not a curated record